AUGGAUAGCAAGUAAAAUAAAUAGAAGGCACAUAAAACUAAGACGAUGUCUAAUAAGGAAAUCUACAGAAUUCUAGCCUUUGAGUUCCAACAAUAGGAUUCAUUAGGAAUUAAAAUUGAUUUAAUUGCAGAAAUGGUGAGUUCCUUAUUCUACCCUAAUGAUCAAAAUGGAGAAGCUAAACAGAAUUUCAAAAAUCUUAUAACCCAAUCAUUUAAAAGUCAUUGUUAUAAGGAUGAGAUUAAUGAGGAAUCAUUUUGUAAUGCUAUGAAUUCAGUUGAAAAGUAUAUCAAUGAAGAAACUACGGAUAGAUUUUUACAAAAGAUAUUUAAAAGACAUGAUUCUGACAAAGAUGGCUUUUUGAAUUAAUAAGAAUUUGUAUUUUUAAUGAAGAAUUAUAAGGAUAGUCAUUUAACUGAAGCAGAUAUGUUAGCAAUAUUCAACAGAAUGUCAUAAGGCGAUCCUAAAGGAGUUAGUUAUGACAAUUUCAAAAAAUAUUCAUUGUGA
Paramecium tetraurelia is the source of this 504-nucleotide messenger RNA. RefSeq lists its product as uncharacterized. The record is from RefSeq and is a predicted model, not a curated record. Gene Ontology annotation, molecular function: calcium ion binding. The transcript is spliced from 2 exons. Lineage: Eukaryota; Ciliophora; Oligohymenophorea; Peniculida; Parameciidae.